Messenger RNA from Onychomys torridus (southern grasshopper mouse), 444 nucleotides. RefSeq names its product ubiquitin-like. Gene Ontology annotation, molecular function: ubiquitin protein ligase binding; structural constituent of ribosome; protein tag activity. The transcript has a single exon. The coding region runs from base 1 to 444 and encodes 147 amino acids. NCBI's taxonomy places the organism in Eukaryota, Metazoa, Chordata, Mammalia, Rodentia, Cricetidae. The record is from RefSeq and is a predicted model, not a curated record. Gene Ontology annotation, biological process: protein ubiquitination; translation; modification-dependent protein catabolic process. Gene Ontology annotation, cellular component: ribosome; nucleus; cytoplasm.
AUGAAAAAGAAAGAUAAAAUAUUGCAUGUUGAACGAGGCGGUCCAGCAGACGCCAACACACAGAUCUUUGUGAAGACCCUGACGGGCAAGACCAUCACUCUUGAGGUCGAACCCAGUGACACCAUCGAGAAUAUCAAGGCCAAGAUCCAAGAUAAGGAAGGCAUCCCACCAGACCAGCAGAGGUUGAUAUUUGCCGGCAAGCAGCUGGAGAAUGGCUGCACCCUGACGGACUACAACAUCCAGAAAGAGUCCACCUUGCACUUGGUGCUGCGCCUGUGUGGUGGCAUCAUCAAGCCAUCCCUUUGUCAGCUCGCCCAGAAGUACAACUGUGACAAGAUAAUCUGCUGCAAGUGCUAUGCAUGCCUACACCCCUGUGCAGUCAACUGCUGCAAGAAGAAGUGCGGCCAUACCAACAACCUGCACCCCAAGAAGAAGGUCAAAUAA